GAUUGUGACUGUAAAAUAAUAUUGUGACUGGAGAUCCUGUUUGGUGAGCUGGUUUAUCUCUGUCUCUCUGAAGGGCGAAGGCACUUGAUUUAGAUCCACCGUGUCUCCAUGGAGCCCUUACUACCAAGUGAAAAUUGUACUGAUGUGAUGGAGUUUGCUAAAUUGGAAAUGGGGAUUAUCUUCCUCAUUCAGACUGGAGUCGGCAUCCUGGGAAAUUCCUCACUCCUUUGUUUUUACACUUUUGCUUUGCUUACUGGAAACAAGCGGAGACCCACAGAUCUGAUCCUCAACCAACUGGUCUUAGCCAACUCCUUGAUUCUUUACUCCAAAGGGAUCCCUCAGACCAUGGCAGCCUUUGGAACGGAACAUUUCCUACAUGCUGCCAGCUGUAAACUUCUCUUCUAUUGUCACAGAGUAGCCUCAGGGGUUUCCUUCACCACAAGCUGCCUCCUCAAUGGCUUCCAGGCCAUCAAGCUUGACCCCAGUAUUAGUGGUUGGAUGGAGCUCAAGACUAGAUCCCCAAAGUUUGUCGGCCUCUGCUGUUUCCUGUGCUGGAUCCCACAUCUCCUAAUAAAUACAUUGAUUUUUAGGAUAGUGAAAGGUCCACUGCAACUUACAAACUGCAGUUCGAUGAAAAAUUACGCAUACUGCUCUUGGCUAAUGCCAGAGAGAAAUGCCAUCUUAAAUACGUUAAUGUAUUAUUCCACUGACUUUAUGUGUUUGAUAUUCAUGGUCUGGGCUAGUGGCUCCAUGGUUCUUGUCCUGUAUAGGCACAAGCAUCGAGUCCAACAUAUUCACAGAAACAGUCUGUCCCCCAGACCUUCCCACGAGGCCAAAGCCAUCCGCACCAUCCUGAUCCUGGUGAGCUUAUUUUUCUCCUUUUACUCAAUAUCUACUACUUUCGUUGUUUGGUUAACUCUAGUUGGGAAUCCAGGCCAGUGGAGGGUUAACAGCUCCGUCCUUGUGGCCUCAUGUUUUGCAUCAUUCAGCCCCUUUGUGCUCCUUGGCAGUGACAGACGAAUCUCUCAGUGCUGCUAUGCCUGCUUCAAAAAGGAAACAGUUUUCUGUAAUUUGGUUGCAGUGCUAUGAGUCAGUCCAAUCCAGGACUUUCAGUGUUUAUUUCAUUAUUUUUUAAUAUU
Messenger RNA from Choloepus didactylus (southern two-toed sloth), 1139 nucleotides. RefSeq names its product vomeronasal type-1 receptor 1-like. The coding region runs from base 109 to 1089 and encodes 326 amino acids. Lineage: Eukaryota; Metazoa; Chordata; Mammalia; Pilosa; Megalonychidae. The record is from RefSeq and is a predicted model, not a curated record. Gene Ontology annotation, biological process: G protein-coupled receptor signaling pathway. The transcript has 2 exons. Gene Ontology annotation, molecular function: pheromone receptor activity. Gene Ontology annotation, cellular component: membrane.